AUGCGACCAAGACCACUUCGGGUGUUCUUCUUCCUCCUGUCAUCCGCAAAGAAUAUCCAGGCCCAUACCUGGGUGGAACAACUGUCCGUCAUCGCCCCAAACGGGACAUUCGUGGGGAACGCCGGAUACGCGAGAGGAAAUGUCCUUCGUACUGCCUCCGACUUCAGCGAUACCACAAUGACCUACUUGAUCCCUCCAUCUAGUCGUGCGAAUGUGACUCUCAUCCUACCCUCAGAUAAACUCUGCAAGGACACUCAACAAGAGCAAACCCAGACUGCCGGAAGCGCGAGACUGCAGGCCAGUGCGGGCGACGCAGUUGCACUUCGCUAUCAAGAGAACGGCCACGUCACUCUGCCAUGGAAUCAACCCGGGAAGCCCGCAAACCGGGGAACGGUCUACGUCUACGGGACGACAACGCCCAAAGUAGGAGAGAAAAUCCUUGACGUCCAUGGAGCCUGGACCAGAGACGGCACCGGGGGUGAUGGGCGAGGCGUGCUAUUAUCCAAACAAAACUUCGACGACGGCCGCUGCUACCAGGUCAACAGCGGCAACAUCUCGCAAGCGCGUCAACAGGAAUACCCCCAUCAGGCUAAUUCACUCAUGGGUGCGGAUAUGUGGUGCCAGCAAGAUAUCAAACUGCCCGCUACGGCCCCGACAGGCAAGCUGUACACCCUUUACUGGGUGUGGGACUGGCCCACCCUCCCAGGCGUCGAUCCCACGUACCCACACGGCAAAACGGAGAUUUACACGACCUGCAUGGAUGUGAACGUGGUGGCCUCUACAUCUCAGCAAAAGGGAAAUAUUCAAGAUGAGUAUGCCACUGGUCAGGACCUCAACAAAGCUGCUAUCCCAUCAGAGUUUGAUAAACUUGACGACGUUCCGGAGGCGCCUGAAACGACGACGGCUCAUGCAUCUUCCCAUCCGUCUUCGUCGAUUCCAUAUGUACCGCAAUCGACAUCUACUUUGUAUCUCACUUCGACGGAGGUGGUUCGGGUUAUUACUGUGACUGCUUGGAAAACCACGGAGAAGACCGUUACCGUGGGAGGAUGCGAAGCAACUCCCACGAGGAGUCCGAGUACAGGAUACAGCCAACGGUUUAUGAGAAGGGAUUGGGUGGCAUAA
Messenger RNA from Penicillium brasilianum, 1122 nucleotides. The record is from the annotation of a GenBank genome assembly. NCBI's taxonomy places the organism in Eukaryota, Fungi, Ascomycota, Eurotiomycetes, Eurotiales, Aspergillaceae.